Messenger RNA from Prunus persica (peach), 4118 nucleotides. Its product is annotated as TMV resistance protein N. Gene Ontology annotation, biological process: signal transduction; defense response. The transcript has 6 exons. The coding region runs from base 385 to 3951 and encodes 1188 amino acids. The record is from RefSeq and is a predicted model, not a curated record. Lineage: Eukaryota; Viridiplantae; Streptophyta; Magnoliopsida; Rosales; Rosaceae. Gene Ontology annotation, molecular function: protein binding; ADP binding.
AAGUUUGUGCUAACACUCCCGUAUGCCCUUUUCUUGUUUCAGUGUGUGAAUGUUUGAAUUUUUGUCCUCCAUUCACUUCUCUUUUUCCAUCUCUGAUUAUUUCCUGGGUUUUGUCAGUGCUUUUCUUACUCAAGAUCAAGAAAGAGUUGGAUGGCUUGAAAGUUUGAAUGCUUGGACAAUUCCUCUGCACUUUCGUUUUUCUUUUCAUAAUUUUCAUUGUUUUUUUGUUCUGCUUUCAGUACGAUUGCUAAAACAUGAUAUAGCUAUAAUCUCUGCCACUUCUUUCUAGAUGUCAUCCUGAGGUGCAACGUUGGUCUUCAUAAUCAUACUAUUAUUCUGCAGCUUCUUUCUUGAUCUGGAGGUUUGCAGGUUUUGGAUACGGAUAUGGAUUCUUCUUCUUCUUCUUCUGUUCCUUUUUCUGCUCCUCUUCAAGAAAAGUACGAUGUGUUUCUUAGUUUCAGAGGUGAAGACACACGCGAUACUUUUACCAGCCAUCUUCACAAGGAUUUACUUCGGAAGAACAUUGACACCUACAUAGAUCGCAGGCUCGAGAGAGGAGAUGAAAUUGCUCCUGCCCUUCUAAAAGCAAUCGAGAGAUCGAAAAUUGCACUAGUAAUUUUCUCAAAAGACUAUGCUUCUUCCACAUGGUGUUUGAAAGAACUUGUGCAUAUACUUGGAUGCAAGAAAAGCCAUGGACAGAUUGUUAUACCCAUUUUUUAUCGCAUAGAUCCAUCACAUGUACGAAAACAGCGGGGAACUUGUGCACUUGAAGAUCGUCCACUUAAGCGCAGUAGGGAUGAGGUGGCCAACUGGAGGGCUGCUUUGGAGGAAGCAGCCAAUAUGUCUGGGUUUCAUUAUUCCAGCAAAACAGGGACAGAGGCCGAUUUUGUUGAGGAAGUUGUCCAAGAUGUUUUGACCAAAUUGAAUCGGGAAUCAUCAAGUGAUUUGAGGGGCCUGUUUGGAAUUCAAAGGAAAAUUGAGAAAAUUGAGUCGUUAUUAUGCUUGGAUUCACCAGGUGUUUGCUGUGUAGGUAUUUGGGGCAUGGGUGGUAUUGGCAAGACUACCCUUGCUGAUGCUGUAUUUCACAGGCAGUGGCAGUCCUCAAAAUUUGAAGCUGCUUGUUUUCUCGCAAAUGUCAGGGAGAAAUCCGAAAAAACGGAUGGACUAAAUGAGUUGCGAAAUACACUUGUUCGUGAAUUAUUGAAGGAUAAAGAUGUAAAUAUCAACACUCCGUCUAUUCCACCUCAUAUUCAAGAUAGGCUCAGGCGUACAAAGGCGUUCAUUGUUCUUGAUGACGUGAAUGCUCGAGAACACCUAGACGUUCUUGUUGGUGAUGAUGAUCGGUUUUGCCAAGGAAGUCGAAUCAUGGUAACUGCUAGAGAUAAAGGCCUGCUUGAGCAAAAAAUUGACCAUGAAAAGAUAUACAAUGUUGAGGGAUUAGGUUCUGAUGAAGCUCUUGAGCUCUUUCACUCGCAUGCUUUUGGAAAUAAGUCCCCAACAACAGAUUACACCGAGUUGUCAAGAGAGGUGGUGGAUUAUAUUAAGGGCAUUCCAUUAGCUCUUAAAGUUAUGGGGUCCUCAUUCCGUCGUUGCAAGAGCAAACAAGAGUGGGAAGUUCAAUGGAAAAAAGUGAAACGAGUUCCAAUCGGAGAAAUCCAGAAAGUGUUGAGAGUAAGUUACGAUGGAUUAGAUGACAAUGAGAAGGAGAUAUUUCUUGAUAUAGCAUGUUUUCAUAAAGGCUGUGAGAGGAAUGAUGUAGAAAGAAUGUUAGAUGGUUGUGAUUUCUUUGGGGAAGCGGGAAUCAAUGACCUUAUUGAUAGGUCUCUCAUAUCAAUUUCAAAAGAAAGAUGGUCAAAAGGGCAGAUAGAGAUGCAUGAUUUGGUGCAAGAAAUGGGUAGGGCAAUUGCUCGAGAACAACACAGUAGGUUGUUCAUUGCAGAGGAUGUCUAUCAAGUAUUGAUAAAUGACCAGGGAGAUGGACAUGUACAAGCAAUAUCCUUUGACUUGUAUGAGAUUGAAAAGCUACACUUGGAGUUGGAACAUGCAAACUUCAAAAAGAUGUAUCAACUGAGAUUCUUGCAUGUCAGUCCUUUUCUUCAAUCAAUUGUUUCUCUUGAUCUUCCCAAUUCUCUUAGAUUUCUUGCAUGGAACGGUUAUCCUUUGAAAUCUUUGCCAUCAAAAUUUUCUGCUCAAAACCUUAUUGUCCUUGAUAUGUCAUUCAACAAAGUUAGGGGGCAACUUUGGAAUGAAGACCAGAGUCCUAUGAACUUAAGAUGGAUGAAUCUUAGUUUAUCCAGACAUCUAACUGAAGUCCCAAAUAUCUCUCGGAGUCUAAAUAUUGAGCAUAUCUAUCUGUUUGGUUGUGAAAGAUUGGUUGAAAUUCCUUCGUAUUUUCAAUAUCUUAGCAAGCUCACUUAUCUUCACCUUUCGAUGUGCUACAAGCUCAAAAAUCUUCCCGAGAUGCCAUGCAGUCUUGAAUUCUUAGAUUUGUCUAGGACAGCAAUAGAGGAAUUGCCUUCAUCAGUUUGGUCUAACGAAAAAAUAUCUCACUUAGAUAUUAGAUAUUGUGGACACCUUAAGAGUCUUCCAAGCAACAAUUGUAAGCUGAAACUCUCGAAUUCUUUUAGUCUAAAGGGCUGCAAAUCUCUUUGCGAGAUGUGGGAGCUUCCCAGGAAUACAACAGUGCUAGAGUUGAGUGGUACAACAAUAAAAGAAUUGAGGAAUACAUCAAUAGAGUCUGUUGUUGGUCUCACUGCAAUUAAACUGAUCAAUUGCAAAAGCCUUGUGAGUCUUCCAACGAACAUUUGGAAGUUGAAAUCUCUGGAGAGCCUUGAUCUCAGUGGUUGCUCUAAAUUUCAACACUUCCCAGAAAUCUCGGAGGCUAUGAAACAUCUGGAGUUUCUAAAUUUAUCAGGUACAAUGGUGAAAGAGGUACCCCCAUCAAUUGGAAAUCUAGUUGCGCUUCGAAAAUUAGAUCUCGGUGAUUGCAAGUACCUUGAGGUUGUCCAAGAUUACCUCUUUCGCUUAACCUCAUUACAAAAGUUAGAUCUGAGUAGCACCAAAAUUAAGAGCUUACCCGCAAGCAUCAAACAAGCUUCUCAACUGUCUCGGCUGUGCCUCAAUGAUUGCAAUAGCCUUGAAUAUUUACCAGAGCUCCCCCCAUUGCUGCAAUGUCUUAAAGCAAAUGGUUGCACAUCACUGAAGACUGUGUCAAGUUCAAGCACUGCACUCGCACAAGGUUGGGAAAAAUAUAUAUUUUCUCAAGGGCAUGAGAAACAUAUAUUUUCUGAUUGCAGAAGAUUGGAUGAGAAUGCACGAAGCAACAUAAUGGGUGAUGCACACCUCAGAAUUAUGCGAAUGGCAACUGCGUCGUCAAAGUUUAAAGAAGACGAAAUUGAGGAAUCUUUACGCAAGAGAUCUUUUGUUGCCAUUAGAUGUUGCGGGAAUGAAAUUCCAAAAUGGUUCAGCCAUAAAAGUGAGGGAUGUUCAAUAAAGAUUGAGCUUCCUGGUGAUUGGUUUAGCACAGAUUUCUUGGGUUUCGCUCUAUCUAUUGUUGUUGCAAAGGACGGAUUCUCUCCUCAUGCGAUUUCCAGCAUUGAAUGCAAGUACAACUUCAAAACUAGUAAUGGUGAAAGCCAUGAAGUCAGCCAUCAUUUGUGUGAUCUGCGAACGAAUGUUAGACGCAGAGAUUCACAUGAGGUGUUUGUGUGGUGGUAUAGUAAUGUCUUUGAAGAAGUUGUGGAGGGGGCUCAAAGCCCCACUGCGUUUUACAAACUUGUUACUGAGGUCAAUGUUGACUUCAUCGUACGAUGUGAAUAUGAAGACGAAAGCAAUUUGCGGUGGGAGAAUGCGGUGCAGCUGGACCUGGAGAUGGAGGGGGAGGUGAAAAAGUGUGGGAUAUGUCUCUUGUAUGGCAAAGAUGCUGAGAUGAUAAUGCAGAGGGCUUUGUAGAUCAAGCCAAUAUCCCUAAAUUCUAAAUUUCAUUUUAUUUGAGCUGUUUGCAAGACUUGUGACUGAGGAUGUUUUUGAGUUUGUUAGGCUGAGGGAUGUCUUUCUUGUUUUAACCAAGCUUUUUGGCUGAGGAUGCUUUUAAAUGCAACUGCUGUGCUUCCACUAGA